UGCUUGGGUAUAAUGAAUGGUUCGGAGGACAGAGCCAGUUCCAAGACAUGCAUUCUCUCCAUCCGUCAUACAUGUUCAACGCGCCAGAGGUCACCAACGAAUACAAUCUCCUAGGCGACUUUCUCAGCAACAGCCUACUGGACGAUGGAGCAAUGUUUCAAAACGAUGAAGCGAUUCGAGGAAUCUACGAUCCUGGCUUGAUGGCCUCCAUGACUACGUUGAAUGGACCCAACUCGGCGAUGCUGCAACAACCACAACCCUCGGUAUCAGCUCAGAAUCACAAUAUCCAGGGAGACGCCACACACCGCCCGACUGCGGCGGUAGGAAAUGACAAGGCUAGAGAAACGUACUAUAUGACUGCGGCAGACCCCUCCGGCUCCGCCCCUCCAGAGGAGCGGAUGAACAAACUCCUCAAAGCCAAGUACGAUGCAGGGUUACUAAAGCCGUUCAAUUACGUCAAAGGCUAUGCCAGACUAAACCAGUACAUGGAGAAAAACAUGCAGCAGGCAUCUCGACAGAAGAUUCUGCGGCAGCUCGACAGGUUCCGUCCCAAGUUCAGGGAGCGCAUGCAGAGUCUGACUGAUGUCGAACUCAUUCUUGUGGAGAUGUGGUUCGAGCGAAGCCUGAUGGAAUAUGACCGCGUUUUCGCCAGCAUGGCCAUCCCCGCAUGUUGCUGGAGAAGAACGGGCGAGAUCUUCCGCGGCAACAAGGAAAUGGCCCAGUUGAUCGAUGUUCCGAUCGAAUCCUUCAGAGAUGGUAAACUCGCCCUUCACGAGAUCAUAGUCGAGGACCAGCUGGUGAGCUACUGGGAAAAAUUUGGCGCAAUCGCCUUCGACAGCACCCAGAAAGCAAUGCUCACCAGCUGUACCUUGAAAAAUCCCAACGCCACUUCGAAUACAGAUGGCAUCCAAUGCUGUUUUUCAUUUACGAUCCGACGAGAUAACCACAAUAUACCUUCUCUUAUUGUAGGAAAUUUCCUACCAAUACGGAGACAAAAAUACUGAAAUCAGACGAUGUUAUUUAAGAUUUAUGUGAUGUUUAUGGUGUUGGUUUGUCACAGGUCCA
Molecule: messenger RNA, 1065 nt
Organism: Penicilliopsis zonata CBS 506.65
Lineage: Eukaryota; Fungi; Ascomycota; Eurotiomycetes; Eurotiales; Aspergillaceae
Exons: 3
Coding region: 72-1004 (310 amino acids)
Cellular component (GO): nucleus
Molecular function (GO): RNA polymerase II transcription regulatory region sequence-specific DNA binding
Source: RefSeq, a predicted model, not a curated record